AUACAACACUAAUAAAACUUUUGGCAUUUUCUCUAAAAUUCAUUUAAUUUUUUUUUUUAUAUUUAUACUGAAACGAAUUACUAUAUUAUAUAGCAUUAAUAUUUCAAUAUUUACUGUAAAGACUACAUAUAUUCUUAAUCUAGGUGCGUUCUUACACAUAAAAUAUUUUAUUUUGAUCAUUAAUAGUCGUCAUUAUUUUGACAUAAUAUGUCAUUUGGAAAAUCUAAUUUUACAAAUAUGUUUUUAUAAUAUUUAAUCAAAAUAUACCUUGACAUGCCUGUAGAUUGUCAGAGAUCCACUUGUGGUGGGAAAGGCAAUUAUGGAAUGUUCAUAAAAAGAAGUCCGAAUCUAUGCGCAGCUGGUCUACCUACAGCGCAACCUGAUGAUCACGUAAAAGAUUCCCUGCAACAUUACCUGUUAAAAGACGAAGCGGACUCUCUUAUUUCUGACGCUAUUAUUCCAGCAGACAAAACACGUCCUCUUCCUCCAUUGCACCAUCCUAUACAACCUGAUAAGCGAAAUGCUGGUCUAUUUUGUGACGUUGCUGAGAUUGUUAACCCACCCAAUAAAACUAAAUUUCAAUCUCUAACAGACGAUUUAAAAGAUACCGCAUAUUCAUCUUAUUGGAAAAGACCUCUUGGAUGCGUGCACGAUUCAGUUCCAAUGUUGCCAGAGGGAUUUGAUGUAUUUGGAAUAACAUUUGGAAGGAGAACUCCAUUUCAUGGACGCUUAUAUGAUAUUGUAAUGCCAAAGAAUCCAUAUCCAGAUAAAACACCUCCAUCAAAGCGUCCAGGAGAACAACGUAAAUAUAAUUACUGUAAACCGUCAUUUGAUUCCGAUUUAACCUAUGGGCAUAGAACUUAUGUGGAUAAACGAGGUUCUUAUGUAAAAUGUUGUUUGACUGAUAACAAAGUUUUUGAAGGAACAGGAAAUCGAACGAUUGUAAAUAGUAUACAAGCAAAUUUUCUAGAUACAAAGCAAUCUAGAAUUGGCAUCGUUUCAGCACCAAAUGAAAAUAUAAAAAAUGUACCUAAAGAUUUCUGUUUUGGUAAACUAAAGCCCCCCGACAAUUUACCAGAAUGUCUCACACUUUGUGAAUUAAAUCCUGGUCGAGAUCAUUUCCAUAAAUGCUUAAAGCAUCUGAACACUCUGCGUAAAUCUUUAUCUACUCGUUUCUUACCAACGUUCUUUAAUGGAUUUUACUUAAAUUUAAAACAUUUUAACAAAGAUAAAUCUGGAUGGCUCCCAAAAGAAGUAGUAUAUAAUUAUUGUGGAACUAAAUUGAUAAGAUUUGAUCCAACAUUAAUUGAACCCUUAUUGUCAUUAUGGCAAGCAUUUGAUGGCACAAGAAUAGAAUAUAAAAUUUUUGUUAAUGUCAUUAAUUACAGAGAGCCUUUUCCCGAAAUACCUAAAAUACCUGAUUUACAAAAACACUGCCUUAAUUUUAAUACAACAUAUACUAAAAUGGUAAAAACUGGACAAAAAGCCGAUCAGAGACCUAUGGCAGGAUUACCGUCUGGUCGUUAUCUUGAUUUAGACUAUCCAAUCAGUCCUGAAAAAUGUUGCAAAGCAGAUACAAUAUGUCUUCCACAUGAAUCAGAUAUGAAGUCCUGUUUAUCUCCGUCUGUUUUAACUUUUCUUCAUGUUAAUCAUCGUGAUAUGUACGCUAAACGCGAGCCACAUGUAGUAAAAAGAGUUUUUGAAGCCACUGGAGAAAAAUUUUGUGAUGACACUUUUAAUGCAAUAUGGAAAAAUGCAAAAAAAUAUCAUUCACAGGGAUGGGUUUGUUAUGAAACAUUUAGACGAGCUUUAGAGGCAUAUCUGAAAUCGGAAAAUGAAGAAAACAAAAUAAACUAA
This is a messenger RNA of Galleria mellonella (greater wax moth), 1857 nucleotides long. Its product is annotated as EF-hand domain-containing family member B-like. The record is from RefSeq and is a predicted model, not a curated record. Lineage: Eukaryota; Metazoa; Arthropoda; Insecta; Lepidoptera; Pyralidae. The transcript has a single exon. The coding region runs from base 274 to 1857 and encodes 527 amino acids.